Postia placenta MAD-698-R-SB12 is the source of this 864-nucleotide messenger RNA. RefSeq lists its product as hypothetical. The record is from RefSeq and is a predicted model, not a curated record. The transcript is spliced from 4 exons. Lineage: Eukaryota; Fungi; Basidiomycota; Agaricomycetes; Polyporales; Adustoporiaceae. Bases 1 to 864 code for a protein of 287 amino acids.
AUGUCCUCUCCUGCAGCUCCUGAUAAGGAGACCUUGAAGCUCCUCCUCCCACUCCACUAUGAUGGGAAGUCAGUGGUUGAGUGCAACCGCUUCAUAUCGCAGUUGCUGAUCUACUGGACAAUCAACACGGCCCUCUCCACCAUCGAGUUGAAAGUCCAGGUUGCCCUCAGUCUCCUCGAUGGCGAUGCUCGAGCCUGGGCCACCCCAAUCUUUGCCCAACUGGUGGCUGUCCAAGUUCAGAUCCAGGGAGCAACGACACCCUUUGCAAACGAAAUGGCCUUCCUCACCGCAUUCAAAUCCCGUUUUGGUAAUCUCGAUGACGCCGCUGUAGCACAAGUAGAGCUCACCAAGCUCUGCGCUGACAAGUCCCUGCGUGAAAAAUGCACCGCCGCGGAAUUCUCCGCACUAUUCAAGGGUCCGGCAGACCGAUCCGGGUAUGGUGACCUGGAACUCCGCGACAAGUACCUUAGCGGUAUCCCCUCCCGCGUCUACCACAAAAUCGAGCUCGAAGUAUUUGCCAUGUGGCAAGACACCGACAAGCACACCAACGAGGUCGAGGAUGCGGAGGGGCACGUGGUGGUGCACCCCGAUCACAAGGAGCUUCGGCCAGCAUCAAUGCGGCCGUCAGAAAAGGCAACUUCCCAGGCAGUUGCUAUGGCUGCGGGAAGCAAGGGUACUGACGUUUCGAGUGCCCCAAUUGGACAAGAGGUCAAAACUGAGGUCCCUAGGGCAGCAGAGGCCGGCUUAUAUACAUGGGGAGAUAAGGGCAGGCUGUGCACAUUGGUCUGUGCGCAGCUGGUCCGUGCGCAGCAUGCCGAUGCGGCCCCAGGGGCCGAUAACGACACGUCCAUAUCGGGCAUAUAG